This is a messenger RNA of Aphidius gifuensis, 1060 nucleotides long. RefSeq names its product probable glucosamine 6-phosphate N-acetyltransferase (gene Gnpnat). The record is from RefSeq and is a predicted model, not a curated record. Bases 454 to 1026 code for a protein of 190 amino acids. Gene Ontology annotation, cellular component: endoplasmic reticulum; endoplasmic reticulum-Golgi intermediate compartment; Golgi apparatus. Lineage: Eukaryota; Metazoa; Arthropoda; Insecta; Hymenoptera; Braconidae. Gene Ontology annotation, biological process: UDP-N-acetylglucosamine biosynthetic process. The transcript is spliced from 5 exons. Gene Ontology annotation, molecular function: monosaccharide binding; glucosamine 6-phosphate N-acetyltransferase activity.
UUGUUUAAGACUAAUUUAAUUGUUUAUAAUAAAAAGAAAUUAAAAAAUUAAAUUUGAUGAGUGACCUUGAAUCUGUGUGAGAGAUCAACAAAUCAGGUAUCAAAAUAAUAACAAAACUAUUGAGAAAAAAAAAAAAAUAAACAUAUGGAUAUCAAUAAGAAAUAUACUUUUUUAUAAUUAUUUAAAAAUAAAAAAUAUAGCCUGAAGGUUUGUGAAAGUAUUUUUUAAUAAAUGCCACGUUGUUACAUUUCUCAAGUUUGUGGUAUGUGACAUUAAAAAAAAAAAAAAAAAAUUGUGAGUGUACCAGAUUAAAAAUAAAUCAUAAAUAAACAAAAGUGAUUAUAAAAGUAAUUAAAAGAACGAUUUUUUAAAAUCAACAAAAAAAAUAAAAAGUAAUUUCAAUAGAUAAAAUAUUUUGGAGUAUUUUUUGUGAGUACAAUCUGUUGAGCAAAAAUGUCUGGACAAGUUAUCGACAAUCUUAUUGCUGAUGAAAAUUUUGAUGAUUUGUUUAAUAAAAAUUUGUUAGAUUGUUUGCCAAAUAAAAUAAAUGAUGUUAGUUUAUUGAUAAGACCACUUAGAGCAUCUGACUACAAUAAAGGCUUUCUCCAACUUCUUGGACAGCUGACAGAUGUGGGUAACAUCACCAAGGAAAAAUUCUUAGAUAGAUUUUACCAUAUGAAAAAAGCUGGAGGUUUUUAUGUUAUUGUUGUUGAAGAUGUUAAUUUAAAGAAAGUCAUUGGUGCAUCAACAUUGGUUGUUGAACAAAAAUUCAUCCAUAACUGUGCCUUGAAAGGAAGACUUGAAGAUGUUGUUGUAAAUAAAACUUAUCGAGGUAAACAACUUGGUAAAUUAUUAGUAUCAACAAUAACACAACUUGCUAAACAUCUACAAUGUUAUAAACUUGCACUUGAUUGUCGUGAUGAAUUGAUAUCAUUUUAUGAAAGUUUAGGAUACAAAAGAGAACCUGGUAAUGCAAAUGCUAUGAAUAUACGACUUGAAAAAACACCAGAAUAUUCUCGUUUAUAAUUCAAAAAUUAUAAAAAUAAAUUUUAACAAUAUA